AUGUGGGGGGAUGGGGGAGUGAUUCAAGUUGAGUAUCACGACAAAUGUAAUAGAAGAGACAGCAAAUCUAACAGAAGAGACAGCAUAUCUAACAGAAGAGACAGCAUAUCUAACAGAAGAGACAGCAUAUCUAACAGAAGAGACAACAUAUCUAACAGAAGAGACAACAUAUCUAACAGAAGAGACAACAUAUCUAACAGAAGAGACAGCAAAUCUAACAGAAGAGACAGCAUAUCUAACAGAAGAGACAGCAUAUCUAACAGAAGAGACAGCAUAUCUAACAGAAGAGACAACAUAUCUAACAGAAGAGACAACAUAUCUAACAGAAGAGACAGCAUAUCUAACAGAAGAGACAGCAUAUCUAACAGAAGAGACAGCAUAUCUAACAGAAGAGACAACAUAUCUAACAGAAGAGACAGCAUAUCUAACAGAAGAGACAACAUAUCUAACAGAAGAGACAACAUAUCUAACAGAAGAGACAGCAUAUCUAACAGAAGAGACAACAUAUCUAACAGAAGAGACAGCAUAUCUAACAGAAGAGACAACAUAUCUAACAGAAGAGACAGCAUAUCUAACAGAAGAGACAGCAUAUCUAACAGAAGAGACAGCAUAUCUAACAGAAGAGACAGCAUAUCUAACAGAAGAGACAGCAUAUCUAACAGAAGAGACAACAUAUCUAACAGAAGAGACAACAUAUCUAACAGAAGAGACAGCAUAUCUAACAGAAGAGACAACAUAUCUAACAGAAGAGACAGCAUAUCUAACAGAAGAGACAACAUAUCUAACAGAAGAGACAGCAUAUCUAACAGAAGAGACAGCAUAUCUAACAGAAGAGACAGCAUAUCUAACAGAAGAGACAACAUAUCUAACAGAAGAGACAACAUAUCUAACAGAAGAGACAACAUAUCUAACAGAAGAGACAGCAUAUCUAACAGAAGAGACAUCAUAUCUAUGCUUGUACAUAAAAUUUAA
This is a messenger RNA of Physella acuta, 972 nucleotides long. RefSeq names its product protein PFC0760c-like. Lineage: Eukaryota; Metazoa; Mollusca; Gastropoda; Physidae. The record is from RefSeq and is a predicted model, not a curated record.